AUGUUCUCCACACGGACCGUACCGAAGGGAAACCGGUUCCCAGGUGCAGAAAAGGCGGCGUGAGCGUGGAAAGCCGAAGAGAAGUGCGCAGAGGGGAAAGUGGAAAAUGGCCGCCAUGGAUUUCCAGGUGGUGGUACUCGCCGGAGGCAACUCAAAGGAGCUCGCCCCUCUCGUCUCCAAGGAUGUCCCGGACGCUUUGCUGCCCGUCGCUAAUCGGCCGGUUCUCUCCUUCGUCCUCGAGCUAUUAGAAGCAAGCAAUCUGAAGGAUCUCAUUGUGGUGGUGGAGGGAAAGGAUGCUGCUCUUAAGGUGGGAGGAUGGAUAUCAGGCGCCUAUGCUGAUCGCCUUAAUGUCGAGGUAGCAGCAGUUGCUGAGGAUGUUGGAACUGCAGGUGCCCUACGGGCUGUAGCUCAUCGCCUUACUGCAAGUGAUAUUAUGGUUGUGAGUGGUGAUCUUGUUUCUGACGUGCCACCUGGAGCAGUUGCUGCUGCUCAUAGGAGACAGGAUGCUGUAGUAACUGCACUUCUUUGUUCACCUCCUGCUAUUGGAACUUCAGAAACUGGUUCCUCAGGGGGAAAGGACAAGGCCAAGAAAAGAGGAUCCUACAGCGUUAUUGGACUGGACUGUACAAGACAAUUUUUGCUAUUUUUAGCAUCAGGAACUGAGGUUGAGAAGGAUGUCCGAGUUCGAAAGACUAUACUUCGAGCUGCAGGACAGUUGGAGUUACGGUCUGACCUUAUGGAUGCUCAUUUAUAUACAUUUAAGCGAGUUGUUCUGCAAGAGGUUUUGGAUCAAAACCCUACUUUUCACAGCAUAAAGCAGGAUGUGUUGCCAUACCUUGUGAAAACUCAGUUGAAUUCAGAAUUACUAUCCAAUCAGAGAGCCCAGACUGAAGAAACUUCUAAUGAGAAACUCACUGCUCAGAACAGCCGAUCAUGGCUGUAUGAGCACCUAGGUAUCAUUACUCCUGGCAUCAGUGAGGGGCCACAAUCUGGUUCUAAUGACUCUGGAGGUAGUCCAAAAAAAAUACAUAAAUGUUGUGCUUAUAUUGCUGGCAAGAACAAGUAUUGUGCCCGUUUAAAUUCUAUUCAAGCUUUCAGUGAUAUCAAUAGAGAUGUUAUAGGGGAGGUAAACCACCUUUUAGGAUACUCUUUUUCUGACCAUGGCAAUCUAAUCCAUCCUUCGGCUGAGCUUGGAUCAAAAACCACGAUUGGAAAUCAAUGCAUGCUUGGAGAAGGUUCCAAACUGGGCGAUAAGUGCAGUGUCAAGCGAUCCGUCAUUGGUCGCCAUUGCAGGAUUGGUUCUGGUGUAAAGAUUGUCAAUUCGGUUGUUAUGGACCAUGUUACCAUAGAAGAUGGGUGUCUGGUUCAAGGUUCUGUUGUUUGCAGCAAUGUGCAGCUUCAAGAGCGUGCUUCUUUAAAAGAUUGCCAGGUCGGUGCGGGUUAUGUUGUUACAGGAGGCAGUGAGCACCGGUCUGAGUUGAUCGCUCGCAAGUAGAAAUGGUUAUGGGCUUUUCUGGAUUGAGUUUGGUCUCACCUUCAAGUCCUAGCAGAGAUUGGAAGCAUCUUUUUAUCUUAUAAAUGUUGUGGUUGUGAGAGUUAUCUCCCUUUUGCUAAGAUUUUCCGGUUGUUGGGAGGAGGCAGGUGAUUUUUGUAUAGUAGUUUUGCCGCAAUUUUUUCGAGUUUUAGCUGGGAACUUUUUCUUUUUUGAGUUCCUAUGUGCGGAGAAUUCAUACAUGUACAUUAUUUGUUCUGUUAGAGAGAGUCAGAGAGAGAAUAAAAUUACUCACA
This is a messenger RNA of Nymphaea colorata (pocket water lily), 1788 nucleotides long. RefSeq lists its product as uncharacterized. The transcript has 13 exons. Gene Ontology annotation, biological process: biosynthetic process; cytoplasmic translational initiation. Gene Ontology annotation, cellular component: eukaryotic translation initiation factor 2B complex; guanyl-nucleotide exchange factor complex. Gene Ontology annotation, molecular function: guanyl-nucleotide exchange factor activity; translation initiation factor activity. NCBI's taxonomy places the organism in Eukaryota, Viridiplantae, Streptophyta, Magnoliopsida, Nymphaeales, Nymphaeaceae. Bases 107 to 1495 code for a protein of 462 amino acids. The record is from RefSeq and is a predicted model, not a curated record.